CAAAUCAUUCGUCUCCUGCUGCUUCUUCCAGUCACUUGUUCACUUGUCUUAACUAUCCCAAACCUCAGAAAAUUAAUUGAAAAUGUUGAAUAUGGAAUUGAUGCCAUUGUGUCUGUUGGCUAUUGCUGUUUUGGUAUCAGCCGAAGCUUCGCCAAAGGCCAUUUUCGAUCGCAGACACGUGGUGGCCAAACAAGAGAAAAUCACGGGGGACAUUGACAAGCGUCUAACUGAUCCUCGUUGCGCCACUUGCUCCGAUGACUGUCCACCCUAUUGUGGGUACACAACUCCUCAUCCCGUUACCGAACCCCCGUGUCACGAUUGCGAUGACACCUGCCCACCUCAUCACCAACCGACGACGACUAAAUUCUCCAACCUCCCGUCCAUCACCUACAGCACCAAUUGCGAUUUCUGCGAUCACGAUCUUUACACGCUCACCUGCGUCGCGACGCCAUUCGAUUGCGCCGCCCGUUGCGCUGUUGAUUUGAGAUGCAGUCACUUUACUUACAUUGCCAAUCAUCAAGGAGGAACUUGCAUUUUGAAAAAAGCUUUUGGUUCCGGUGGCGCCUGGGCGUCGUCCAUUCCAUCGCCGUCGUCUUACGUCUGCGGUUAUAUCCCCAGCCGAGCCCUGAUUGGCAUUUUCCUCAACAUUUGCGUCGGAUUGGACAUUACCGGAACCAUCCGCACCGGAACCGCUAAAUAGAGCAACUUUUGACGUGUAGUAGGCCUAUCCAAGUUUUCAUUACUUGGACUUAUCCGUAAAUGUUUUGGGUUUUAAUUAUAUACUUUUUAUAACAUUGAAUUUGGUGGAGGAGUUGAUGAACAUCUAUAUAUUCUUGAAUUGUGUAUUCGGAAAUUGGGAAAUGAAUAAUAAACAAUUAUCGG
Messenger RNA from Daphnia pulicaria, 882 nucleotides. RefSeq lists its product as uncharacterized. NCBI's taxonomy places the organism in Eukaryota, Metazoa, Arthropoda, Branchiopoda, Diplostraca, Daphniidae. The transcript has 3 exons. The coding region runs from base 83 to 700 and encodes 205 amino acids. The record is from RefSeq and is a predicted model, not a curated record.